AUGGACGAGCAAUUCUUUUAUUGUAUAAAUUGGAAAAUAGUAGAUUUUCCUACCCGUAAUAAGGAGUGUUACAAAUUUUGGCCUUUUAAAGGAAGAAGAGAUGCAGUAGAUUCCUUUGGGAAAGUUUAUAAUCCAAGCUUUACCCUUUCUUAUAAGAGUGAAGGAAAUUCUAGCGAAAAAAGAGUAGUAAGUAAAUUCUAUUUAAGUGUUGAUGGUGCGUUACCGAAAGACUUCGAAGUUCUAUGUUCGAGUACAUUGAGAGUUGUAAAUUGUCAUUCUGUUAGAUGUAAAUUUGAUAAAAAACAAUUAGAACAUGCCAGAGUUUUACUGUUUUAUGUUACUACUGAAGAAACAACUUUGAGGGUUGAAGAUCAAGUCAUGGAGUACUCACGUGAUUUUAUUUUUACAUAUUUUACCUUUAUAAUGUACUUUAACAAUUCUGUUACUCCAAAACUGACCAACACUCCAGCAAUAAAUGUUCCAUGUAAAAGAGGUUGUAAUUUAUGCUCUGAUUUUAAAAAACUGUUUGAUUCGAAAGAAAUGGCUGACGUAACUAUUACUGUUGAUGGUGUCUCUCUUCUCGCCCACAAAUUUGUGCUUGUGACUCGCUCUCCAGUUUUUAAAGCUAUGUUCGACAAUGAUUGCUUGGAAUCCAAUACGAAAACCAUCCAAAUUACCGAUGCAGAUGCCUCUAUUUUUAAAAAUUUUUUAAAAUAUCUCUACUGCAGUGAAAUCGGUGACAAAAGUUAUGAUAUGGUGCUUAAUCUGUACGUGCUUGCAGAUAAGUAUGCUGUUGAUGGUCUUAAAGAAGAUAGUAGAGACAUACUGGAAUCUGAAUUAAAUGAAGGUACUGUUUGUCAACUUCUUGAGAUGUCCCAUUUGUUUAGAGAUGAAACUUUGUCUGAAAAGGCGGUUGACUUUUUUAAACAACAUUUUUCUGCACUAAAUUUUCUAUUAGUACAUUGA
Parasteatoda tepidariorum (common house spider) is the source of this 966-nucleotide messenger RNA. The record is from RefSeq and is a predicted model, not a curated record. NCBI's taxonomy places the organism in Eukaryota, Metazoa, Arthropoda, Arachnida, Araneae, Theridiidae.